Messenger RNA from Gymnogyps californianus (California condor), 4010 nucleotides. RefSeq names its product solute carrier family 25 member 37 (gene SLC25A37). The record is from RefSeq and is a predicted model, not a curated record. Gene Ontology annotation, cellular component: mitochondrial membrane. Gene Ontology annotation, biological process: iron import into the mitochondrion. Gene Ontology annotation, molecular function: ferrous iron transmembrane transporter activity. NCBI's taxonomy places the organism in Eukaryota, Metazoa, Chordata, Aves, Accipitriformes, Cathartidae.
AUGGAGCUGAGCUGCGGAGUGGGGGGCAGCGCGGCGGCGCCCCCGGGGCCCGGCCCCCCCGCUGCUGCCGCCGCCCCCGCGCCGCCUAUGGAGGGCGAGGAGUACGAGAGCCUGCCCAGCGGCGCCUCGCUGGGCACCCAUAUGAUGGCCGGGGCGGUGGCGGGCAUCAUGGAGCACACGGUCAUGUACCCGGUGGACUCGGUCAAGACAAGGAUGCAGAGCUUGCAGCCGGACCCCAAAGCCCAGUACAGGAGCGUGUAUGAAGCUCUGAAGAAGAUUGUCCUUACAGAGGGUUUCUGGAGGCCUUUACGUGGGAUUAAUGUCACCAUGCUGGGGGCUGGCCCUGCCCAUGCAAUGUACUUUGCCUGCUAUGAAAAAAUGAAAAAGUCUCUAAGUGAUACUAUCCAGCAUGGAGGAAACAGCCACUUGGCCAAUGGUAUAGCUGGGAGCAUGGCCACGCUACUCCACGACGCAGUGAUGAAUCCUGCUGAAGUGGUGAAGCAGCGGAUGCAGAUGUUCAACUCCCCCUACAAGUCCGUCCUGGCAUGCAUAAGGACAGUGCAGAAGACGGAGGGGUUCGGUGCCUUCUACCGCAGCUACACCACCCAGCUCACCAUGAAUGUCCCCUUCCAGGCCAUUCACUUCAUCACCUACGAAUUCAUGCAGGAGCAGAUCAACCCACACCGGGAGUACAACCCUUGGUCCCACAUCGUCUCCGGUGCCGUCGCGGGGGCUGUGGCUGCUGCCGCCACCACUCCUCUGGAUGUCUGCAAGACCCUGCUCAACACCCAAGAGAACAUGGCCUUGAGCUCUGUGAACAUCAGCGGACAUCUCUCGGGCAUGGUGAACGCCUUCAAGACUGUCUAUCAGCUGGGGGGCAUUCCGGGGUAUUUCAGAGGGGUGCAGGCACGCGUCAUUUACCAGAUGCCUUCAACGGCCAUCGCCUGGUCGGUGUAUGAAUUCUUCAAGUACUUUCUCACAAAGCACGAGCUGGAAAAAAGAACAUCCUUGUGAAGGACUUACCGAGAGUGAAUGCAAGCCUCUGUGUCCCCUCUGUGCGUGUCUGUGUGUGCCUGCAAGCCAGCCAGCUCUGGGUCUCUGCUAAGGAACAUGCCAGGUUUCUGGUGGAUUCGCAGCUGACGUCCACUUCUCCCUCCCCAGGGAUUAAAGUGGUCCUCAGUCAUGUGUUCCCCUCCUUGCUUAAACAAUGAAAUAGUUUAUAAAGACUUAUAAUAAUAUAUAUAUUUAAUAACUUUAUUUUGGAGAAGUGAAAUUGCUAACUGAUAUUUUCCUCUGAAUAAGUUUGAAGAUGUAGUUUACUCCUCACCAGAAGGCUUAGGUUAUACAGCCUAGGCUGUUUUUUUUACAGCGAAGAAGCAAAGUAUCCUGUCACAGAACUUACUUUUUAUAUAAAUAUAAAAUAGAUGGAUAAUGUUUAUCCUUUAUUUUUCUAUGUAGGCAUUUGGGUUGUUUUUUAAAUACUAUUACAGCUAGAUGCUGAGCUGUUUAAAAAGGGCUAAAUUCUUUCAUCCUGUGUAAGGAAGACACAAAAGCGUUUAUUUUUAUAGCCAGAUUGGCUUUAAUUGUACAGCAUUUAGCCCCCAAACGGUGGCCCGGAUUCUUGUGUGGAUGUCAAGGUACUUGGUAGCCCCUUGGAGACUCGCUGGGAUGGAGGGAGAAGGAACGGGGACACCACUUUGGGAAACUGUAGGACACCAAGGAGGGGCACCCCAAAAUACCUGGUCACUUUGUGGGGGAGAGGGGGAAAGUAACAAUUUCAUUUUUUACAAGGAGACUCUUAAAAAAAAAAGUAGAUUUUAAAGAAUAGUAUUUUUUUUUGCAAACACUUUUUUAAAGGUACAUUUUUAUGGUGUGUGAUAGCUGAACAGCCUUCAUCCUCCCUUAAUUUAUUCAUACUUCUUUUUCACUAAGGCCCUGAUCCUGCUUUACAGGAGCGAGCGUGCACAUCUCGAUAGCUGGCAGGGUCGAAGCAGGGUGCACGGAGCUGCUCUGCUCCCUGGGGCGGACCUGGAGCUUCUGUUUACAGUUCGGCUACUGAGUUGCAAGGCUCGCAUCCUGGCAGCACCAAACCAGCAGCAGGCAGCGAAAGCCUUGAGAAAGUCUUCCCUGCAGAACCGAAGCCACCUCCCAGCCCGUGUUUGACAAUAAGUUGCUGCUCAUCUCUGUUGGGGAGGGGAAAAAAAACAACCUAGAGAGGUUCCUCGUGCUGUGGGCUUGGUUUUGCUGCUGCGGGAUGCUGAGUUUUGCAGUGGCCAGCAAAGCUGUGCCUGCUCAGGAAGGGUGGCAGCCUUGCUGCGUGCCCUGCUCCUCCUGGGAAUGGCUCUUCCAAACCAAAAUACAUCCUUUAGCCAGUUACUUGGGUGAUCGGUAGCUAAUGGGGGAUUUUAGGGGCCUGGAUGUGUAAAUGUAAGUUACAGGACACCAGUUGGCAAAUCUCCGUCCUCCCUGGAACUUGCCCUGCCAGCAGCAGCUGAUGUCUUGAGCUGGCACCAUCUCCUUACUGCUGUGCAGGGUGCAGCUUGUGGAGAGGUGGCUUCAGCUUGCUGUUGGCACUGGGGGGGGGGGUCUGCGGAGGAGCUGCAAUGCGAGGGGCACCUUUUGGGCUGGUACGUGUCGCUGGAGGUGUCCCGUCAGCCAGGCGCAUUGUGUAGGAUGACACUAAGCAGAGCUAAUCCUUUUUUGCUCUGUUAUUUGGAGAAGGUAAAUCAAAGAGCACCUCUCUGGGUGGUGUUGCAUGUGCCUUGUGUAAAUUAACCUUGUACUGCUGGUAAUGGUGAAAUGAGCUUCUUGAUGCCUUUUUGUCACUUAAACUGAAUGAAUCACUGUGUCAAAUGCACCCUGUGUCUUAAAGUGUAAAAAUUGUAAGCUCGAGGCCGCUGGUCUCGGUGGUGCAGCUGGAGAAAGCCCUCAGCUCUCUGCACGCGGAGAUCCUCGAGGCUGGAGGUCUUUGAGCUGUCUGUUAGCCUUGGAUGUCUUUUUCUGUUGACUUGAGAAACUGGAGAUUCACUAACGGGAACCAGAACUGCACAAAAUAUUUCCAUCGGAGAUGGGCAUAAACACUUAGAUGAAAAUUUUGGGUCACUUUAAUAUUAAAAGAGGCGAACUGUAGCAUAACGUGGAAGGCGACAGCUUUCAGUGUGACUUCAGUAGCUAGGAGUCAUACUCAGCGAGCGGUCCCCAGUGCAUCAUCCUCUUCCUCUGGCUGCUUAGCUUUAGUAUUUCUGACUUUACCUUGGCUAUUCUGGGAGAACUUCAUCUCCCAUUUAGCGUAACCUGUGAGUAGCUGGGACACAAAGGCUGGACUUGCCCAGGGACGGAGCCCCUGGCCGUGGAACGAUUGGGAGCAUGGUCGUGGUUUUGGCCAGUUGAGCAUCGUCCUUGGAGGGGGAGGUAGCAUCCCAUUUUGGUUGCUAGCCAGAGCAUGUCAGGGAACCUCCUGAGUGUUGAGCACAAAUAAUUAUCAGCCAGGUUUUCUUGGGAACUUGCUCUGCCUCGAGCUGAGAGUGGGUGAGGAGCACUUGUACGUUUAUAGAGCUCUUUACAGAUUACCUCGGGUAUCUGAUAAAACCAGACUUCCCAUUCUGCAGCUGGGAACAUGCCCAGUUGGUCUAAUAAUUGCAGAGAUCUCAUAUGUUUAAAAAGUUUCCUGCUGUACGUAAUGCUGGAUCCCCAGGUGAAAGCCCCUUCACCAAAGCCCUUCCUCAUCUCUUCUAGGUUUGCAUUUGAAAGUUUUGCUGCGAGUCUGAAGUUUUAUUUUAACCUGGUAUGUGAAACAUGUACUGCUGCUUUGUCUGCAACAAACGCACAUAUUAUUUAAGGGGGAGGAUGAGUAAUUUUGUCCGCAGUUCUUAAUUUUUAUUUUUUUUGCCUGCCUUGGAAUUUGAUGUGUUUCCUUAAAUGUAUAUUUAACAAUGCAGGAGUUCAUUUGUGAAAUGCUGCUACAGUUGUAUCACUGGAGCUCAAGGAAAUAAAAUACUCUGAUUUUUGUC